AGCAGAAGGAGCCCCACCGUCUUCCAGAGGAAUCUCUGCCCCAGAGGGGUGAUGUGCCCCCGGCCCCUCCCGCUGCUACCCCGGGACUGGGGGCGCCCGGGCUCCGCGAGGUGCCCACUCCGCGCCCAAACAGCCUCUGCACUGUUCCUGCAGGCAGCGGGUGCCAGGCAAGCCGCGCCCAGGUGCCCAGAGUGCCAGGGUCGCCUCGGAUGACUCCCGGGACUGCCUCGGGCUGGAGGACUGCUCACCGGGCCCGCCCCGCCGCCCCGCCCCGCCCGGCCCUGCAGUCUCUGGCCCCGGCGCCCUCCCGGCUCGCAGCCGCUCCUGGCUCCACGCGCCGGCCGCAGCCAUGGGUCCCCGCGCCGAGUCCUCACCCAGGUGGCGGCUGCUCCCGCUCAGCCCGCCGCCGCUGCUGCUGCUGCUGCUGUGGCCCAAAGCUGGCGCCUGGGAGCUCACGAUCCUGCACACCAACGACGUGCACAGCCGGCUGGAGCAGACCAGCGAGGACUCCACCAAGUGCUUGAACGCCAGCCUCUGCGUGGGCGGCGUGGCACGGCUCUUCACCAAGGUGCAGCAGAUCCGCCGCGAGGAAUCCAACGUGCUGCUGCUGGACGCCGGCGACCAGUACCAGGGCACCAUCUGGUUCACUGUGUACAAAGGCCUGGAGGUGGCACAUUUCAUGAACAUCCUGCCCUACGAUGCCAUGGCACUGGGGAACCAUGAAUUUGAUAACGGUGUGGAAGGACUGAUUGAUCCACUCCUCAGAAAUGCCAAAUUUCCAAUUCUGAGUGCAAACAUUAAAGCAAAGGGACCGCUGGCUCCUCAGAUAUCCGGACUUUAUAUGCCAUAUAAAAUUCUUUCUGUUGGUGGUGAAGUUGUGGGAAUUGUUGGAUAUACUUCAAAAGAAACCCCUUUUCUCUCAAAUCCAGGAACAAAUUUAGUCUUUGAAGAUGAAAUCACUGCAUUGCAACCUGAAGUAGAUAAACUAAAAACUCUAAAUGUGACCAAAAUCAUUGCCCUGGGACACUCUGGUUUUGAAAUGGAUAAGCUCAUCGCUCAGAAAGUGAAGGGUGUGGACGUUGUGGUGGGAGGACACUCCAAUACCUUUCUUUACACAGGUAACCCACCUUCCAAAGAGGUGCCUGUUGGGAAGUACCCCUUCAUAGUCACCUCUGAUGAUGGACAGAAGGUUCCUGUGGUUCAGGCCUAUGCUUUUGGCAAAUACCUAGGCUAUCUGAAAGUCGAAUUUGAUGACCAAGGAAACGUCAUCACUUCACAUGGAAAUCCCAUUCUUCUGAACAGCAGCAUUCUGGAAGAUCCCAGCAUCAAGGCAGAUAUUAAUCAAUGGAGGAUCAAAUUAGAUAAUUAUUCCACUCAGGAACUAGGGAGAACAAUUGUCUACCUGGAUGGGUCCACUCAAUCAUGCCGCUUUAGAGAAUGCAACAUGGGCAACUUGAUUUGUGAUGCUAUGAUUAACAACAACCUCAGACACCCAGAUGAAAUGUUCUGGAACCAUGUGUCCAUGUGCAUUUUAAAUGGAGGUGGCAUCCGAUCGCCCAUUGAGGAGAAGAACAAUGGCACAGUCACCUGGGAGAACCUGGCUGCUGUGUUGCCCUUCGGAGGCACUUUUGACCUGGUCCAGUUAAAGGGCUCCACUCUGAAGAAGGCUUUUGAGCAUAGUGUACAUCGGUAUGGCCAGUCCACAGGGGAGUUCCUGCAGGUGGGCGGAAUCCAUGUGGUAUAUGAUCUUUCCCGCAAACCUUGGGACAGAGUGGUCCAAUUAGAUGUUCUUUGCACUAAGUGUCGAGUACCCAGUUAUGAGCCUCUCAGAAUGGAUGAAGUGUAUAAAGUGGCCCUCCCAAGCUACCUGGCCAGUGGUGGAGAUGGAUUCCAAAUGAUAAAAGAUGAAUUAUUAAAACAUGACUCUGGUGACCAAGAUAUCAGCGUGGUUUCUCAGUACAUCUUAAAAAUGAAAGUAAUUUACCCAGCAGUUGAAGGUCGGAUCAAGUUUUCUGCAGGAAGUCAUUACCAAGGAAGCGUUCCUUUAAUAAUCCUUUCAUUUUUGGCAGUGAUCCUUAUUUUGUACCAAUAGCAGAAAAAUCUCCUUGCUACUGAUGUGAAACUCCAUUUUUCUUCCAGUGAUACUCAGAUCUGCCUUUUGGGACCUGGCUUUGUGAUGGUGCUAACCAUCCUCAAGGCUCCUAGAAGCCAAUGCACAGAGUGCUGUGCAAGGAAGAGACUACCCUCAUCUCCUAGAGCCAGCAUCUUAGGGACCAGAUAGAAAACCAAAUUUAACAGAGAGGGUCCUUUGAAAGGAAAGUCAACUAGCUGUAGUUUACAUAUUCAAAUUGUGACAAAUUUUAUCAACUUUGAACCACAAAAUUAUUUUUUUCUAUCUAUUUCUAAUCCAUCAAACAACUUACAUUUUCAUAAAACCUUAUCACUGACAGGCAUGGUAGCACAUACCUGUAGUUAUAGCACUUGGCGGGCAGAGGCAGAAUGGCUGCAAGUUUGAGAUCAGUCAGCUAGACAGUGAGAUUCUUACAACAAACAACAAAAACCCUAUCAUUUACAAGGAGAUUUUGGUAGGUAAGACAAGUGUUGUUUCCACAUUUGACAAAUAAGGACACAAGUUCAGAAAGGGUUGGCUUGCCCAAGGUCAUACAGCCAAAAAUGUCAUAUAAGACAUGUACCAUGUCCUUUAACCUCUAGUCCAAUACUCUCUACUAUAUAAAGUCGUCUCUCUUCCUGCCAACGGCCACAAGCUCAUGGAUGACACAUCUCUGGUUUAUUUCUGCUCUACAUAUUUUCCUUUUGGACUCCUGUUUAAGAUCAAGUUUAAGAGAAUAAGCACAGGACAGUAUUCUGCCUCACAUCACUAUGUGCCUUUGAUGAGUAAGUGGACAAACUGAAGCAAAUAAGAAAGUCCAGGGGCUACAAAAGAUAGUCAAGGGGCAGGGAAAAAGGGAAAGGAAGACAUGAACAGGACUUGUUUACAUUCCAUAAGAACAAGUGUGAAUGGGCAUUUAGAUAGUUACACAUCGUUUGCUAAGGAGAAGAGCACAGUGCAAAUGCAGAGCAUUGGUUCUCAUUAAUGCUAUGAGCCCAUAAGUGCUGCCUCUGUGUUCUCCUUCCUUCUUCCUCACAUAAAGGUGCCACAAGAGAACUUUCUAAAAUAAACCGUAAUCUUAAACUUGCACCUGUCCUCCCAAGAUGCUAACAGAGCACUUACUCUAGUCAUACCACGCACAUUAUGGAAAACCCAGAGUUCUGGAAGCAAGAGGGAUUUUAAGAAGUGGUGUAUAUAAAUCUUUGGUCACUGAGCUCAAAACUCAAGCAACCACUGUAAGGCAUGCUCAAGUCCAGCUAUAAGCAUACCAGCAGGUAGUGAACCCCUGAGGGAGUGCCCAAGAAAUAGAUUGCUAAAAUAACUUAUGCCAGUAGAACAAACACUUGAUUAAGAUGGUCAGGGACAAGAUAACCAUGGUCAGCACUGCCUCAAUAAUCAACAAGAAAUGGGAGCCUUCCCCUUAAUAAUCAGAUCAAACAGCAGCUAGAGGCUUGAAGAGGGAACAUGUUUACUUCCUAGUGUUUACAAAUACUAAGUACUCUUGACACAAAACAUUUCAAACUUCAUAACCAUUUUAUAAGGUUGCAGGAGAAUGUCUUUAGUUCGAUGCAUAUACAGAUUAGCUAUGAACAAAAAACGUCAAUAAGAAUGUAUUAAAAAAAGAGAAACAAUGCAAUUAGGGUAUAUUUUUAUGCUUGGCCAGUAAACUAGGAGAAAUCUUAUUAGAACAUAAUUUUUAAAAGAAAAUUUUUGUGGGAGGCUAUGGGAGGGUGUUUCUGGGAAGUGGGUGUAAAAUAAAUAAAUUAAAAAUAUAUAUCUGUACAUAUCUGAGACAUUAGCCAAAUCUAAUGGGGGCAAUUUAAGAUGGACUACAGUACAUGCUCGUGUGGGAGAAUAGGAAGCCUCUCUGUGUGGGGAAGUUAUGACAUGACCUACUCAGUGCUCAUUGCUAAUGACUACCAGGUCUUUGUCCCUGACACUGUUGGGUUGUGGUCGAGAUAAGAAUUCUGAAGCCAGCUUGCUUCCACCAUUUACCAACCGAAUUAUUUACUUCUCCGAACCUCUGUGUCUCCAUCUGAAGAUAGGGAGAGAUUAGAGUCCAUCUACUGCAGAGAUAAUUAAGUGGAAUAAUGCGUGGGUUGGCACCUACUGAUGCAGAAUACUCUAAGACAGUGCCUGUCCUGUCCUUAAGCAAGGCACAGCCUAGCAGGAGAGACUGACACAUGAGCCUCUGGGUGCCAUUCACUGGGCUGAGUCUUUGCUCAAGACAUUCUAGAGUAGGGACUGGCAAACUACAGCCACUAGGCAAGUCAACCCACUACCUGUUUUUGUAAAUAAAGUUUUAUUGGCAAAAAAAGAGAAAGUUUUUGUAAUUUUUGAGUGUGUGUGUGUUGCUGUGGUAAUGAGAAAUAACCUAAGACACUACUUUGUAACUGUAAAUUCCAAACAAUAAAAUGGAAGAUGUCCUUGGUC
Nannospalax galili (Upper Galilee mountains blind mole rat) is the source of this 4543-nucleotide messenger RNA. It is a transcript of the gene Nt5e, whose product is annotated as 5'-nucleotidase ecto. Lineage: Eukaryota; Metazoa; Chordata; Mammalia; Rodentia; Spalacidae. The coding region runs from base 350 to 2092 and encodes 580 amino acids. Gene Ontology annotation, cellular component: plasma membrane. Gene Ontology annotation, biological process: AMP catabolic process. The transcript has 9 exons. Gene Ontology annotation, molecular function: nucleotide binding; 5'-nucleotidase activity; metal ion binding. The record is from RefSeq and is a predicted model, not a curated record.